Molecule: messenger RNA, 1212 nt
Organism: Didymosphaeria variabile
Lineage: Eukaryota; Fungi; Ascomycota; Dothideomycetes; Pleosporales; Didymosphaeriaceae
Gene: ECM39
Product: alpha-1,6- mannosyltransferase
Exons: 1
Coding region: 1-1212 (403 amino acids)
Biological process (GO): protein N-linked glycosylation
Cellular component (GO): endoplasmic reticulum membrane
Molecular function (GO): alpha-1,6-mannosyltransferase activity
Source: RefSeq, a predicted model, not a curated record
AUGUCUCGAAGCUACAGGCUCUCUUUGUAUCUUCUGACCUUUGCUGGCGUGGUCUUCCGCUCCGAGCUUGCCAUAUUGGUCGCCACAACUACACUCUAUCUGUUCGUCUCUGGGAGGAUCUCGAUCAUUGGCGUGAUCAUUCCUGCUGGACUCGCCGGAGCCGCGAUCGGACUUCUUACGACUAUCUCGGUUGAUUCGUUUUUCUGGCAAUCGAAGCCACUGUGGCCCGAGUGGGUGGCAUUCUACUACAACACUGUCCAAGGACACUCCGCCGAUUGGGGUGUCUCUCCAUGGUACUUCUACUUUGUCAAUGCGCUGCCGCGGUUGAUGUUGAACCCCAUUACGUAUCUCCUCUGCAUACCUGCUGCACUCCUGCCUGCUGCCACCCGUGGAAGAAGUCUCGAUCUCUUGAUUCCGACAUUAGCAUUCGUCGGUCUGUUCAGCUUUCUACCACACAAAGAAUGGCGCUUCGUCAUCUAUAUCAUUCCUGCCUUGACCGGUGUCGCCGCUGUUGGAGCUUCCUGGAUCUGGACGCGACGAGGCAAGACGGCCAUCUAUGCGGUGCUCAGUCUAACAUUAGUAGCCUCGGUGCUGGUCUCCUUCGUAGCAUCAACAGCUCUGCUGGCUAUUUCAAGCCUGAACUAUCCUGGCGGCGAGGCUAUCGAACAUCUCCACAACAACAUCAAUGGCGCUUUCGGUGUUCACUGGGACCACACUAAUGUCUACUUCGACAACCUUGCGUGCCAGACCGGCGUCACCCGAUUUUUGGAAAAUCACGAAGGACCGCAAACCAUUCUUGAUGUCCUAGAAGCACAAGACUUGGUUGGUAAAAGGAAGUGGACCUACGACAAGACGGAAGAUCCGGAGGUUUUGCUGGACCCAAGGUUCUGGAAUAAGUUUCACUACGUACUGGCCGAGAAUCCCGCGAAGAUUAUCGGGGCAUGGAGCACGGUGCACGUGGUUUAUGCUUUUGGUGGGGUGCGAGUGUUGAAGCCCAAUGAAGAGAGCGGAUCGCCGGUCGAACCGCUUGAUGUGGUGGACAGAGGGGAUAACGCUCGUGAAAACUGGUCAACGAGAAUUGCGCGGUUAUGGCGUACGGCGGAAGGUCUGAUUAGAUAUCAGCUUCUGAGGGGCUAUUGGGCAGAGGUGCGCAUGGAGCCUAAGAUCCGCAUAUUGGAAAAUCAACGGCUCUACUCAGAGGGCCAUAUGUAG